AAGAUAACGUGAUGCAGUGACGGAGGAGCGAGCAGACGACCGGAGAGGGUGUGGAGGCAGAUGGGGGAGAAGGGGAUGCAAGGGGGCUGUUUCAUGCCCGGGCCUCUCCGAUGGUAGGUAGCGGGCUCCUUUCUUUGGUCGAAGCCGUCAGUUGACCUGGAUUCGAGAAGUGCAGCAGGGGGCGGUGGGUUUCCCCUCCUCGCUUGACCCCCUCUUCUCUUCUGCCGGCGCCGCGAUCGGCCAACGCUGAAUCGGCGCGCGGCAGAGUGGCGGCACCGCCACAACACCCGACCACGCCGCCGGUCGUCGUCGUACGCUCCUCCUCUCUCACGCCGCGCGCGCGCCGAGCGUGCACUUGACCGAGUGACAGCCGGCAGUGGCAGCACUAACCCAAAUCCUGCCCGCGGCUUCUUCGCGCAACGUGUUUUUUGCGCGAGGUCCUCAGCGGUACCGCCGCCUCGGCCGGUCUUCCCCUGCUCCCGGAGAGUCAGCCGGCGCGCUCCUCCUUCUUGCAUCGGCGUCGUUUGCGCCGGCCGCUCGCUCAUGAGUGGCGUGCCAUCAUCGUCUUUGAAAUAGUCCUGUCGCUGACGUAGGAUCGUUGCCCCUCGGCGGCGAAGAAGGGAGCGUUCUCCUUUUUUUUUUUUUUCGUGGCCCCUCCAGCUACUGCGAGGGACGAAGAAAGUGGCCGCUGGUUUUUACUCGCCGCGAUCGAGUGGUGGUUUCCACUUCUCCUGGAAGCUGGCUGCUACUGCACAGGGGUCAACCACGUGUCCAGCUCCGCGCGGCGUCGCUUUCUUGGCCUCCGGCCGGACCAUAGGCUGCCGGCGUGGCAGCCGGUGCUCGAGACGACGUCGCUAUGAAAGUGUGCCGCCUUCGGACGGUCUGACAUGUCGGUGUGGCUGCUGUGGCCCCCUGGCUUUCACUGAAUCUGUGCUCUUGAUGCGUGCGAGGAGCCGUCGAAAAGUAUGUGCCCGGGGCGCCGGAAGGCCGCGACGUCAUCGUUGACGGCGGCUGUGGCAGCGGCGGCGGCGUUGGCGGCGCUGUUACUGGGCGCCGUGCAAGCGGGCGGCCACGAAGGCUUCUUGCGCCAAGGUAACAGCGCCUGGCACACGACCGGUGGUCCGUUCGACAAUCCCUGGACCUCCCCCCACCCCGUGACGGCAGCAGAGACCCGCGCCAAGGCGCUCGAUGUCCAAACGCUUACCAAUAUCAUCAACGUGGCGCGAUAUAUUUUGUCGUUCCCGCAGAAGUGCUUCUACCGCGGCAACGCCUACUCGUGCGGCCUAGGCAUCAGCUGCUGGAUCCAGGGCAAAAGGCCCGUCGACUUGUGCAACGGAGGCGUCAUCUGGAGUUGCUGCAUCCCAAGGAACGCCGAGCCGUCCAAGGCCGGCAUGGUCAAGGACGCUCUGUGCGGCAAAACCUAUCUGCGCAAUUCCAAAGUGGUGGGUGGCGAAAACGCUAAGUUUGGUCAGCAGCCAUGGCAGGCGGCCGUCGUGAAGAGGAGCUUCCUGUCACAAAAGAUCUCCUGUGGAGGGGCUUUGGUGCACGAGCGUUGGGUGCUCACAGCAGCUCACUGCGUCGACAGAACGCCUGCGUCGAACCUGCGCGUCCGGCUGGGCGAGCACAGCAUCCGGGACACGGCGGAGCGCUUCCCGCACGAGGAGUACACGGUUCGGCGAAAGGUCGUCAACGAGGCCUUCGACCGGCGCAACUUCAAGAAUGACAUAGCGCUGCUCGAGCUGUCGCACCCCGUGGUCUUCCGCGAGCACAUCAUCCCCAUCUGCCUUCCCGCGAAGGGCGAAAACUUCACGGGCGGAUUCGCCACAGUCUCCGGUUGGGGAAGGCUCAAGUACGGGCAGUCCUACAUACCGAACGUCCUGCAAAAAGUGAGCGUGGAGGUGCUAGAGAACGAAAAGUGCCGGACGUGGUUCAAGGACAAGGGACGCAAGGAGCAGAUCUACGACACCAUGCUGUGCGCCGGCUACAAGGAUGGCGGCCGAGAUUCGUGUCAGGGUGACUCAGGCGGCCCACUGACGUUCAAGAAGGACGACCGCUACUACCUCAUCGGUCUUGUCUCGUGGGGAGUCCAGUGCGCGCUACCUUCUCUACCCGGAGUCUACACGCGGGUCUCCGAGUUCGUCGACUGGGUCAGCAUCUACGUCAACUGAUUAAAGUGUCAGCGCAGCGACAAAGGCCACCAAGUGAUUCCUACCCCGGCCAGCGGCGGGCCUCUUACAGUGCUCUGUGUGAAAGUGCGCGGCUGCCGCCAGUGACUGUGAUAGACUUGUGAAAAAAAAGAAAGAAAGCGCCUAAACAGGUCGUGGGUGCGCCAAAAUCCAGCAUUGAGUAAGUAUUUGUGGCCCCCUUAGCGGUUUUCUGCGAGAAGCAGCAGCGCAAUUUCGAGAAGUCAAAAACUUAAUUACGACACAACUUCCCACGCUCAGGAUUAUUUGUAGUAGGCCGUGAUAGUUCAGCCCUUGUGGGGCUGUUCAAAAAAGAUGUCAUCCUAGACCAAGUGUAGCAGGCACCGUCAUAAGUGCUAAUAUUCUUUCGCAGCUAAACAAGCGCACCGGACAAACUAGCUCACAUUAAAAUCUCAGGUAACCGAUCAUACGCAGAAUAAUGAGAGGUCUGAUUCAGCUGUGGCGUUCCCUCAGGUUUUCACUUGGAGAGUUGAGCAGCGGAUGUGUGUCAGGUCUUCGAAAUUCGCAAGUAACAAGAUGCGAGGCCGCGAGACGGAUCUGGCUCGAAUGAGUAGCACUCGAAGCUUCGUUCGGACACCCACUCUAACGAGGCUGCCAGCACAGAGUGACUAGAGUUUAUGCCAACAUUCAGCAGAUCAGCAAACGGAGCAGCUGCGUUUCUGAAUUGGGACUUCAUACAACCUCUGAUCACGAGACAUGUAUGGUCAAGACGGCACAAGAGAAUAGCGCUGCGACAACUGCUCUCGGGCAACACUGGCCACGAACACGUGACGUUUCGGCGCCUUGCCGCCGGCUUGUGAACUUGUAAUAAUUGUUGGCUGUUUAGGUGUACAGCAGUAUUUCAAUUGCGCAUUUCGCGCGGCGGACGAAGGACUGUACUGCUUCGGUACAGCCGCCAAAGACAAUGCGCGCAUAGCCGUGAUUUCUUUUGUACAGUUCUGUAGAAAAUGUGUGUGCAGUGAUUGUCAUUUUUUCCUUAUGCUUCGCGUUCCAGGAAAAGCAUCGCCUUGUGGACAACGAACUUAUCUGUGCACAAUGGACUUGUGCGGACUCGUACCCUGAAAAAUACUGCGUGCUUCGUGUGAAAAGGUUGCAUCUGCAUGUUGUGACGAUCUUCGCGUCUUUAGUUGUUAGUAUUCCCGUUUUCUGGGGAAACGCUGUUUCUGCGUUGCAUGCCAAAGCGCGCUAGCACAAAAGAGCAACAAGAAGAAAUGGUACCACAACGUUCUUUUCGUUUCCCUUGCUUUGCGCUGCGUCUAGAUUUCGUUAGCAGUGAACUAAAGCAGCGCUUCAACAUUUUCUGAACAUAAGAAAGAAACUUGCAUAGUCGCUAUAGGCAACAUAGUUAUGAACAUCAGCUGGGCGCCCACAAUCUCGCCCGAAAGUCUGCUUGCCCAUUCCUUAGAUUUUCCAAACCAAUCAACCAAUAAAUGAAAAAUGAGCUUUAUUUAAAGAAUUCAAGCAACAGGUGCAAAAUACUUGAACCAAUAGCAUAUACAGCUAUAGUACUUGUUCCAAUACAGAAAACUGCGCGUUUUCUUUUCUUUUUUUUAUCGUUUACUCUCGCACAAGAGUAAACACACCGGCUCCUGGACGGAUUUCUUUAAACAUCAUGGCCAAACACUGCCUCCUCCAAAGACAGGUCUUUCCAAUUAUUAGAAACAAAUAGAAAUUUUACUCAUUACAUGGCAGCGUCAUCUUCUGACAGAAAUCAAUGUUACUGCGCCAGUGCUGUAACUCCCAAGCUCCACAGGGCUCGUGCCACACAAUCGCCAUGGCCAUGCCGAUUAACACUGUUCGGCACGGCCACUGUGCAUAGUUUUGAGUGCGGUGAACGCAAGGAAAAUGGAAAAGGGGUGGACAGCGAGGGCGCUGCGGGAGCAUGGAUUUGAUUGGCGAUCACUCCGUUAUUACAAGGCACAUACAAAAACCUUUCGCUAGACAAUAUUCCUGAGGAGAUACCCUUGCUUACCACGCACACCACACUUGUUUCAUAAAAUGUGCAAGACCUCUUUAAGGCACAAACCUUCCUUACUGCUGCAGGCUUUGCACGUCUCCUGCCACGCUCUUGCUAAACCAUCAAAAUAACAAUGAAGGCCAAGAUUUCAGGCUUGUUCAAUUAGCCUUCCUUGUAAGCUUCGCCAGCACGCCUUAUCAAUUUAGCCUUCGGAA
Molecule: messenger RNA, 4376 nt
Organism: Dermacentor andersoni
Lineage: Eukaryota; Metazoa; Arthropoda; Arachnida; Ixodida; Ixodidae
Product: trypsin-1
Biological process (GO): proteolysis
Molecular function (GO): serine-type endopeptidase activity
Source: RefSeq, a predicted model, not a curated record